AUGACCUCAAUAGAUAACUCCUUUCCGAUCCCAAUAGAUCUCGUUAUCGAGAUACUCGCGAGGUUGCAGGCGAAAUACAUAGGGAGGUGUCGUUGCGUAUCAAAGUUAUGGGCCAACAUACUUUGCCGUCAAGAUUUCACUGAGUUGUUCUUGACUAAAUCUUUUGCUCGCCCGCAACUAUUGUUCGCCUGCUUAAUGAACGAUAGUGGGUUAUCCUUCUUCUCCUCAUCACAUCAGCCUCAAAAGAUCUUGACUGCGAUAGAUACUACUUAUCUAACGCAUGUCCCUAAGACUUAUCAAGUCUGUGGUACGAUCAACGGUUUGAUCUGUCUCAAAGGUAUACGGAUCUUUAAGGGAUGUAUGAAUCCAGCGUCGGCGUUGGUUUUAUGUAACCCUACCACCCGAGAAUCCUUACCUUUACCCAAAAUGAAGACGACCAGGAGGAAGGAGAAUGAUGUGAAGAGCUAUUUUGGGUAUGUUCCGACUGAGAAACAAUUCAAGGUAUUGUCUAUGACUUUGCCUGUCAAAGGAAACUCUGAGGGGCAUCAAGUUUUGACAUUCAGAACUGAUAAAAAGCUUUCUUGGAGAAUGAUCACACGUUGUAUUCCCCAUCGUCCUGAUCGUAAUUGGGGAAUAUGCAUCAGUGGUGUUUUGUAUUAUACAGCUGUGGUCAUAGAAGAGUCUUUAGAGGUUAUAACUGUUGUAGUUUGUUUUGAUUUUGGAUCUGAGAAGUUUAGCGUUCUGAAAGUCAUGGAAACUUUCAAAAGAACGUUGCCUAACACGACAACUCCGGUUAACUACAAUGGCAAAUUAGGUUUGCUGAUGACAGAAGAGUCUAACUGGGUUAUUAAUGGAAUAAGUAGAUAUUUUGAGUUGUGGGUUUUAGAAGACGCUGGAAAACAUGAAUGGUCGAAUCAUGAAAUUGUACUGUCGUACCACCCAACCAUGCCUCACUACGUUUUCUACUACAAUAUUGAGAGAGACACAGUUAGAGUAGCUAGAAUCAGAGGAAUGGAAGGGGUGAAAGGAAAUGGAUGUCGCAUCUUCUUAAACCAUGUAGAGACUGUUGAGCUUAUUCAAAACAUUUUAGUACGUUAA
This is a messenger RNA of Camelina sativa (false flax), 1098 nucleotides long. The record is from RefSeq and is a predicted model, not a curated record. NCBI's taxonomy places the organism in Eukaryota, Viridiplantae, Streptophyta, Magnoliopsida, Brassicales, Brassicaceae.